AUGAAUUAUUCUCAUUUCAUUGGCGGUAAUGCCGUAGACAGCGCUAAGCCAUCUCCACUCAAGGACUUUGUCAAGCUUCAUCAAGGACACACGGUAAUCUCUAAAGUUCUUAUCGCAAACAACGGUAUCGCUGCAGUUAAAGAAAUCAGAUCCGUGAGGAAGUGGUGCUAUGAGCAAUUCGGUCAUGAAAGAGCUGUAGAAUUCGUAGCUAUGGCCACUCCAGAAGAUUUAGCUGUUAACGCUGAUUACAUUCGUAUGGCUGACGAAUAUGUCGAGGUUCCUGGCGGUUCAAAUAACAACAACUACGCAAACGUUGACUUUAUCGUUGAUGUCGCUGAACGCGCUGGUGUCCAUGCUGUAUGGGCUGGUUGGGGUCACGCUUCUGAGAACCCAAGAUUGCCUGAAAUGCUUGCUCAAUCUCAAAUUGUCUUUAUCGGUCCCCCUGGCUCUGCUAUGCGUAGCUUGGGUGAUAAAAUCUCUUCCACCAUCGUUGCUCAGUCCGCUCACGUCCCUACAAUGGCUUGGUCCGGUACUGGUAUCUCUGACACAACCCUCUCCCCUCAAAACUUUGUUACCGUUCCAGACGAAGCUUACAAGAACGCUACCGUCACAACCGUCGAGCAGGGUCUCGAGAAGGCUCAAUCAAUCGGUUUCCCUGUCAUGAUCAAAGCAUCUGAAGGUGGUGGUGGUAAGGGUAUUCGUAAGGUUGAAGAUGCCGCAGAUUUCCCUCUCAGUUUCACCGCCGUUCUUGGUGAGGUUCCUGGCUCUCCUGUUUUCAUCAUGAAAUUGGCCGGUGCUGCUAGACAUUUGGAGGUCCAAUUGCUCGCUGAUCAAUAUGGAAAUGCUAUCUCACUCUUUGGUCGUGAUUGUUCUGUUCAACGUCGUCACCAAAAAAUUAUCGAAGAGGCUCCAGUCACCAUUGCCGGUGAGGAACAGUUCGAGCAGAUGGAAAAAGCUGCUGUACGGUUGGCUAAGCUCGUCGGUUAUGUCUCUGCUGGUACUGUUGAAUAUCUCUACUCUCACUCCGAAGAUAAGUUCUUCUUCUUAGAACUUAACCCACGUCUUCAAGUUGAGCAUCCAACGACUGAGAUGGUUUCAGGUGUCAACUUACCGGCUGCCCAAUUACAAGUCGCCAUGGGUAUUCCACUUCACAGAAUUAGAGACAUUCGUACGUUAUACGGCAAGACCCCAACUGGUGAAUCCCCGAUUGACUUUGACUUCUCUUCAUCCGAAGCCCUUCAAACUCAGCGUAAACCAAAACCAAAAGGACACGUCGUUGCUGUACGUCUUACUGCAGAAGACCCUGAUGCAGGUUUCAAGCCAUCUGGCGGUACUGUACAUGAAUUGAACUUCAGAUCAAGUCCAAACGUUUGGGGUUAUUUUGCUAUUGGAGCAAGGGGUGGUCUUCACUCAUUAGCUGACUCUCAAUUCGGUCAUUGUUUCUCUUACGGUGCUGACAGAUCUGAAGCUCGUAAGAACAUGGUCGUCGCACUUAAGGAGAUCUCCAUUAGAGGUGAUUUCAGAACGACUGUUGAAUAUCUCAUCAAGCUUCUCGAGACACAGGCAUUCGAAGAGAACACCAUCACUACAGGAUGGUUGGACACUCUCAUAUCGAACCGCCUCACUGCCGAGCGUCCAGACCAAUACUUAGCUGUCAUUUGUGGUGCACUCGUUAAGGCUCACGUCGCAAGUGAGGAGAGCUGGGCUGAAUACAGAGCCAUUCUUGAGAAGGGUCAAGUUCCACCAAAGGAGAAGCUGCAAACCAUUUUCUCUGUUGAUUUCAUCUACGAAGGUACGAAAUACAACUUCACCGUCACCAGAUCUUCAUUGCUUGGUUGGACCUUAUACCUCAACGGCAGCGCAACCAAGGUUACUGCUCGUCCCCUUGCUGAUGGUGGUUUGUUGGUUCUUUUAGAUGGUAAAUCACACAGUGUCUAUUGGAGAGACGAGUCGAUUGCAUGGAGGGUUAUGAUUGAUGGAAAAACUUGUCUCAUUGAGCAAGAAAACGACCCCACACAACUCCGUUCUCCAUCUCCAGGUAAACUCGUCAGAUACCUUGUUGAAAGUGGUGGUCAUAUUCGUGCUGGCCAACCAUUCGCUGAGAUUGAGGUCAUGAAAAUGUACAUGCCUCUAAUCGCUACGGAAGAUGGUUCACCUAUGUUCAUUAAACAAGUUGGUGUAGCUUUGCAACCUGGUGAAGUACUUGGUAUUCUUGCCCUCGACGACCCAAGCCGAGUCAAGCAUGCUAAGCCUUUCGAGGGCCAAUUACCAGCCUUUGGUCCACCAUCUCUUCUUGGCAACAAACCACACCAACGUCAAGCAUACUUGGUCGACGCUAUUAACACCAUUCUUGACGGUUACGACAACCUCUCAAUCAUGCAACCUACUUUGAAGGAAUUGAUUGAGGUUUUGCGUGAUUCUCAGCUUCCAUACGCUAUGAUGAGUCAAUUACUUUCAACUCUUUCAGGUCGUAUUCCAGCUAGGCUUGAGGAUGAUAUUCGUGAGCUUGUAGAAUUACACCACUCGCAGCAAGUCGAAUUCCCUGCCGUCAAAGUUGUUGAUCUUAUUGAAGCUUACACUAUUGCAAACAUUCGUGCACAAGACCGUGCUACCUUUAGAUUAAGUGUCGGACCAAUCAUUGAAAUUGCGGAACAAUUCAGAGGUGGUCUUAAGGUUCACGAAUGGACAGUACUAGCUGGCUUCAUCAACAAGUACGUUGAAACUGAGAAUUUGUUCGGACUUGGUGAAGAUCGUGCUGCUUUAGCAUUGAGAGAGCAAUACCGUGACAACUUAGAGCAAGCUGCUGCCGUCGUUCUUUCUCAUGUUAAGGUUCAAUCCAAGAAUAGACUCAUGCACGCAAUCUUAGAUCUGAUUAAGGGUGGUGGUAUCAACUUCACCCACUCUGACAACCCAUUGAAUAAGUCACUCAAGGAGCUCGCUGAUCUUGAUACCAAGCUCAGCACCAAAGUUGCUCUCAAGGCUAGAGAAGUUCUUAUCUUGACGCAGAUUCCUUCAUACGAAGAGCGUGUCGGUCAAAUGGGCGAUAUCUUAAAGUCUUCAGUCACAACAAAUCUUUAUGGUGAGAAAGGACAAGAAUUUUCAAUGCCAAACGUCGAAAUACUCAAGGAACUCACCGAUUCUCGCUACACUGUCUUUGAUGUCUUGACUACUUUCUUUGCUCACCAAAACCCUUGGAUAUCUUUGGCUGCUCUCCAAGUCUACGUUUCACGUGCCUACCGUGCAUACACAGUUCUCGGUGUUGACUACCAUCCAAGUGAAGAAGUCGAUGCCCCUCACAUCGUUACUUGGCGCUUCCGUCUGGGUCAAUCACCAGACGCACCUCAAACGCCACGUGUCGACUCGUUCAAGGACGUCACAAGAGUUGGUUCAAUGUCAGAUCUCACAUACGCUGUUAAGCGCAACUCACUCGAGCCACUUCGCAUGGGUGCCAUUGCUUCAUUUAACAACUUGUCUGCUCUUCAAGUUGGCAUCAACAAAGUUCUCGCUAUGUACUCUCACUUUGAUGCUCCAAAGCACUACGAACGUUAUGGCGAAGGUGCACAACCACCAAACGUUCUCAACUUGGCUGUAAACGCCUUUAACAAGGAGGACGAUUUAAGCAACGAAGCAUGGUUGGAGAGCUUCAUUGAAUUGACCAACCAAGUUGGCGAUAAGAUCAGAGAAUGCGGUAUUAGAAGAGUCACCUAUUUGAUCAACCACAAGGGUGAAUACCCCUGGUUCUAUACCAUGCGUGAUGUAAACGGUAGAUGGAUCGAACAAGAGGAAAUCAGAAACAUUGAGCCAGCUCUCGCCUACCAACUCGAGCUUGGUAGACUCUCCAACUUUAAGAUCACACCUUCGUUUGUUGAGAACCGUCAAAUUCACAUUUAUCAUGCUCAAGGUCGUGAGAACGCAUCUGACAACAGAUUUUUCAUCAGAGCUUUGGUUAGACCUGGUAGACUACGUGGCUCGAUCCGUACAACUGAUUACUUGAUCUCUGAAUCAGACAGACUUGUUGGGGAUAUCCUCGACGCUCUUGAAGUUGCAGGCGCAGAUCAUCCAACUGCUGACUGUAACCACGUCUCUCUUAACUUCCUCUACAACCUCCGCGUUUCAUUUGAUGAAGUUCAAGAAGCACUUGCUGGCUUUAUCGACCGCCACGGCAAGCGUCUCUGGAGAUUGAGAGUUACCGGAGCUGAGAUUCGUAUCGUUCUUGAAGAUGAAGAGGGUAACGUUCAACCAAUUAGAGCUGUUAUCGAGAACGUCAGUGGAUUCGUCGUCAAAUACGAGGCCUACCAGGAAGUCGAGACUGACUCAGGCUCAAGUAUCCUUAAAUCGAUUGGACCACAAGGUGCUCAUCACUUACAACCAGUUAACGCACCCUACCCAACCAAAGAGUGGCUUCAACCAAAGCGUUACAAAGCCCACGUUAUAGGGACAACCUAUGUGUACGACUUCCCAGAUCUCUUCCGUCAAGCUCUUCGCAACGUCUGGGCUACCGCUCUUCGUAACGCUCCAGGUUUGAAUGUACCAGAAGACCCACUUGUUGCGUCGGAAUUGGUUCUCGAUGAGCACAACCAAUUACAAGAAGUUAACCGCAAGGCUGGUUCCAACACAAUCGGUAUGGUUGGAUGGAUCUUCACCAUGAAGACACCAGAGUACCCACAAGGUAGACGUACAGUGAUCGUUGCUAAUGAUAUCACCUAUCAAAUUGGUUCUUUCGGUCCACUCGAGGACGAGUACUUCUUUAAGGUCACUGAACUCGCUCGUGCCUAUGGCCUUCCAAGAAUAUAUCUAUCUGCUAACUCUGGUGCUCGUAUUGGUUUGGCUGAGGAAAUCAUGAACAUGUACUCUGUUGCCUGGAACGACGCUAGCAAGCCAUUAAAGGGCUUCAAGUAUCUCUAUCUCACACCUGAGAACUACGAGUCACUUAAGGAAGCUGCUUCAUCCGUCAACGUUGAAGAGAUCACCGAUGAUGGCGAGCGUAGAUACAAGAUCACUGAUAUCAUUGGAUUGCGUGAUGGUCUGGGUGUGGAGUGUCUCAAGGGAUCUGGAUUGAUUGCCGGUGAAACCACUCGCGCCUACGAUGACAUCUUUACCAUCACUUUAGUCACUGCUAGAUCUGUCGGUAUAGGUGCUUACCUCGUCAGGUUGGGUCAACGUGCUGUUCAAGUUGAAGGUCAACCAAUUAUCCUCACUGGUGCUCCUGCUCUCAACAAGGUUCUUGGUCGUGAAGUCUAUACCUCCAACUUGCAACUUGGUGGUACACAAAUCAUGCACAAGAACGGUAUCUCUCACAUUGUUUCUCCAAAUGAUCUAGAAGGUGCUAUUUCUAUUCUUCAAUGGUUGUCAUACGUUCCUGAACGCAAAGGAAAGCCAGUGCCAAUCUCACCACAAGGCGAUAGUUGGGAUAGAAUAGUCGAGUACGUUCCACCAAAGGGACCAUACGACCCACGUUGGUUCUUGGCAGGUAAAUCCGAAGACGAAGAAGUAGGUGAACCAAAGUUCAUGAAAGGUUUCUUCGACAAGGAUUCAUUCCAAGAAACGCUCGGUGGAUGGGCUCAGACCGUUGUCACUGGUAGAGCCAAGUUGGGUGGUAUUCCAAUGGGUACUAUUGCAGUCGAGACUCGCACAAUGGAGAGAAUCGUACCUGCCGACCCUGCCAACCCAGUCUCAUUCGAACAGCGUAUCAUGGAAGCUGGUCAAGUUUGGUACCCUAACUCCGCAUACAAGACCGCGCAAGCUAUUCAAGACUUCAACCGUGAAGAACUGCCACUCAUGAUCUUUGCAAACUGGCGUGGUUUCUCUGGUGGUCAACAGGAUAUGCUUGACGCCAUUCUUAAGGAGGGUUCCAAGAUUGUUGAUGGUCUCUCAUCUUACAAGCAACCUAUCUUCGUAUACGUUCUUCCAAAUGGUGAACUCAGGGGUGGUGCUUGGGUUGUCCUUGAUCCAUCCAUAAACAAGCCAAUGAUGGAGAUGUACGCAGACCCUUGGGCCCGUGCUGGUGUUCUUGAACCAGAAGGUAUUGUCGAGAUCAAGUACCGUCGUGACAAGGUUCUCUCCACCAUGAACAGACUCGAUUCAGAAUAUGCACGUCUGAAGAAAGAAACCGAGGACGUAUCAAAGUCAGCUGAAGAUCGUACGCUUUCCUCUGAGGCAUUAUUGAUGCGUGAAAAGGACCUUUACCCUACCUACCAACAAAUUGCAAUCUUAUAUUCAGACUUACACGACAGAGUUGGUAGAUUAUCAGCAAAGGGUUGCGCAUCUCCUUGUGAAUGGUUGGAAUCUAGGAGAUACUUCUACAAGCGUCUGAGAAGAAGAUUGGAUGAAGAAGCAAUCAUCAACAGAUUGGGCAAAGCUAACCCAUUGAUGGACAGGUCAGCUAGACUUUCAAUCCUAUACAACAUCUACUCUCAGAAGAAUGUCGACCUUGAUGACGACUCGAACAUUGCAUUAUUCAUUGAACGUGAAAGACAAGCUAUUGAUGAGAUUGUCCAACUGGUCCACUCACGUUACAUCGAAGCACAAAUUUCUCAAUUCUCUGCAGUCAACAGGCAAGGUACUUUGGAGGGUAUUGCUAAACUCAUGGACACACUUUCAGCGGAAGAGCGUGCUUCUCUUUCUAAAUUAUUAACUUAA
This is a messenger RNA of Wallemia ichthyophaga EXF-994, 6639 nucleotides long. Its product is annotated as Acetyl-CoA carboxylase. The transcript has 7 exons. Lineage: Eukaryota; Fungi; Basidiomycota; Wallemiomycetes; Wallemiales; Wallemiaceae. Gene Ontology annotation, biological process: fatty acid biosynthetic process. Gene Ontology annotation, molecular function: metal ion binding; acetyl-CoA carboxylase activity; ATP binding. Bases 1 to 6639 code for a protein of 2212 amino acids. The record is from RefSeq and is a predicted model, not a curated record.